Molecule: messenger RNA, 3174 nt
Organism: Penicillium crustosum
Lineage: Eukaryota; Fungi; Ascomycota; Eurotiomycetes; Eurotiales; Aspergillaceae
Exons: 4
Coding region: 1-3174 (1057 amino acids)
Biological process (GO): regulatory ncRNA-mediated post-transcriptional gene silencing; negative regulation of RNA catabolic process
Cellular component (GO): catalytic step 2 spliceosome
Source: RefSeq, a predicted model, not a curated record
AUGGACUCACCUGGGUCUCAGGGUGUCCCACAAUUCUCCAGCUUCCGACCCCCAGCCACUGCUACCAGCUCGGAACAUGAACAUCGCCGGCGUCGCCCAGACCAUCGUCAGCGCGCAGAUCGGAAAGAGUCUCCGCGAUCCCGUCGCCAUGAAAGGCGCUCAGAUGGUGGUCGCCGAGAGGCGACAGGUAGAGAAAUAAAGGAGCGUGUGAGUGGGGAAAGAAUUGACGAUGUAAACGCUGCAAACGAUGAGGCAAACAAAGGAUUUGUCGUCGACAGCCGCGGCGACCGAGACAGUACACGUUACGGCGUGGAUCGUUACGAGGUCCCUGCAUACCAUCGCAAUGGCAAUGGUUUUGUACUUGGGCUCCCUAACCAGCGCAUUGAUUACAAAACGCGAUAUGACCAGGGUCCUCUUCUCCUUCUUCGCCCCGACUCAGGCUUCUCUGCAACUUCUACAGCCAAGCCUCUCUCUGCCGAAACCCUAUCUGCUUUGUCCGUCAAUCUUCCCACUCGCCUCAAGUCUGAUCUUAAUGCCAAACUUGCUGCUCAGACCCAACAUUCACAAAAUUUUAUCUCAACAACGGUCUCAUCUCAACCCAGUGCUGCGGAAACCGCCAACUUGGACAAUGAACCACCGUCCUAUCGCUCCAUCGACGACCCGUCCAAGUCCGAAGAAGUCACUGAGGAGUUUGAUGCAAACGCCUUCACUAGAAUUGCUCUUGAAGCUGAAAUCUUGAAACGCAAUGCUAGGUUGAACAGCGCAGUGGCACAACAGCCUAAUGACAUCCAAGCAUGGAUCCGUCUUGCCGAGCAUCAGGAAAUCGCUAUAACUGGCGCUAGAUCUGGUGACCGGAAGUCCCACCACGAUGAUAUCCAAGUUGUGGCAAGAGCCAAGCUGUAUGUGUAUGAAAGAGCGAUCAACGCCAACGCACAGAAUCCCGAACGCGACCACCUGUUGCUGGGCCGUAUGGAAGAGGGUGCGAAAGUCUGGGAUGCAACAAAACUCGCAUUGGAAUGGGACGCAGUCCUCCGGCGCCACUCUGAGUUCAUCAGUUUAUGGAUUCAGUAUCUCGACUACUGUCAGACUGACAGUCAGGAUUUCAACUUUGACAGUUGCUUCAAGACUUACACCUACUGCUUGAGGAUCCAUUCACGUGUUGGCUUCGGACCACAGAAAACCUUUAUCAGAUCAUACUUGCUGCUCCGUUUGACACUGUUUCUUCGAGAAUCUGGGCAUGUAGAGCUAGCUGUCGGUCUAUGGCAAGCAGUGCUCGAAUUCACAUGCUUCCGUCCAGCCCAUCUAAUGGAGAAGAAAGACGAGGCCCUAUGCACAAACCCCCGUGCCCCUGUCAACGAACGUGUUGACGCUUCUGAGGCGGAUAUCCGAGACUUGUUCCCAACAUGGGCAUUUGCAGAAAGAGCGAAGAUGUUUAAAAAUCGCAUGCCGUCACACACCUUUGAUGAAUCCAGAGAGAAUGACUCUUUCCGAGUGGUCCUUCUUGAAGAUUGCACGCAGAUACUGCCGUACUUCUGUGACUUGGAGCAAAGCCUGGGUCCCCUAGUUGAUGGCUUCUUGUAUUUCUGCCAUUUGCCCCACUUGACCCUACCUGCGAGCAUGCACACCAGCCGACUGUGGACUGGCGAUAAUUUCCUGCGAAACGAAUACAUGGAUGAUCCUCGCAACACAAUCGCGGACUGGAUCACCUUUCAUAAACAUGCCGCAACCACAACCCUGGAACCUUUCGCAUUCCCUCACCAUACCUUCAUACACACCACCGAUACUCUUUUUGCCGACCCAAAGAUGUGGUUCUCGGCUCUGACGAAGUGGGCUAAAACCACCUCCCAUUCUUCCUGUGUCAUCGAUCCCAACUUUGUACUCUUGACUCUCCAUGCCCUUGCCGAUGUGUUCAGAGACAGUCAAUUUGCUGAAUACGCUAUUGCAGUAACUUUCGCGUGUGAUAAUGCUCUUGGCAAGAAAUAUGCAAAGCGAUUGUUGAAGGGGCGAUCAUCAAACCUGAGACUUUACAAUGCAUUUGCUCUCAUGCAUUGGCGGACCGGCGAUCUUGACAUUGCUCACAAUGUGUGGUCCACCGCUUUGUCUAUGAGCCAGAACUUUGACGCUCUCGAGCUCACUGACUCUGCACUUUUGUGGAACUCGUGGAUUUGGGAAAUGCUCCACGCUGGGCAAAAGAAUCGAGCGUCAUACCUGUUGCAAGCUAUGCCGUAUAAUCGAGUGCACUUGCUAUCAUACGACACAAGCGAUGAAAUUGAACUUAAUCAAACCAAUUUUCUCAGGGUCAAGAAGUGCUUGUUUACCGCUCAGCAAAAUGCAUUGAAUUUCAAGAAAAUGCAAGCGUACGCAGCUUACGUCGACUGCUAUGCCAUUGUCCUCUAUCUCAUGGGCGAGCCACUUGAAGACGUCCUCGAAGUCUACAAUAAUGCCACCACUUCCCUUAGAGUCCUACCCAGGAGCUAUGAUGAUUUCACGGUGUUCGGCGGAGAAUUGCUGCACCAAUCUCGAGCCCGAAUGCUGUACCACUAUGUGGAGAAGCAGAGUGGCCAAUUCAGACCUGCCGACGUUCGCACGUUGCUACUGGAUAGCCUAGAAUGGUGGCCUCACAACACCAUGUUCUUGUCGCUGUUCAAAUGGAACGAGGCUCGGCUUCAUAUGAGCGACCGAACCCGCGAUAUCUUCGAUGUUACCAUCGGAGCGAAAGCCAGGGCCGCUCUGGAUCUACGAGGACCUGCCCCAAUCUACCGUGUGCCUGUCACAACUCACCUUUUUAGCAUCUACGCUGAAAUGGGCCGCCCUCUCAUGCUCGGCUCGACCCCCCACUCAAUUCGGGCGGCAUUCGAGCGAGCGAUUGGCAAUGCCGGAGUCGUCCCAAUAGGGCGGACUCCAACACGGAAGAGUCCCUUCGAGCUGGCAAGCUCGACCUCCGCGCAGAGCAACCUCACCAUCUGGAGGUUAUACAUCCUCUACGAACUGUACGCGGACUACAACGUCGGCCGCGCCCGCGAGAUCUACUUCCGGGCCCUGCGCUCCUGUCCCUGGUCGAAGGAGCUGUACCUGCUUGCCUUCGAGCACUUGCGGGCGGACUUGACCAACCGCCUGCCCCCCCUGCCGCCUCAACCGGCAGGGGGAGGUCAACCCUUCGGGGUUCGACCCUGA